AUGUUGCCAUUUAGAUUAUUUACCACCAACCUAGGCUUAAAGAAUCAUUUCUUUAGUAACAGUAAUAUCUUAUCGCUAUCAUUAAAAAAUAUCAGACACCAAAAGGUGUCUUCUUUCAGUUCUAAUGUUCAAAUUUUACAAUCAAACUUCAUUCCCUUCCGUGGCUAUAUAAAGCGUACUGUGUACCAAGUGACCCUGAAUUCACCAUUUAGAAGAAGUACGACUUGGAAAAGUUAUAAUCAGUUUUAUAAUAGAUCGAACUGGGACAAAUUGAAAAAACCAUUCUUGUUCACUGUUGCAUUCUGUGUUGCCGCCACAUUGGUAUCACCAUAUUUGUUCAACUACACCCCGUUGGCUUAUUUUAAAAGAAACCCGCAAGCACUCCUUUGGUCUAUCAUUGGUAUAAACGGUGCUGUCUUUUUAAUGUGGAGGAUUCCACGCUUUCAAUGGUUCACAAUGAAAUACGGAAUCUUGUUCAAGGAUAAUAUUCAAUCUUCUUGGUCAUUGUUGGGAUCUGCAUUCUCCCACCAAAACUUUUUCCAUUUCUUUGUCAACAUGCUUGCAUUGCAAUCAUUUGGUUCUACUUUGAUUGCAUAUUUAGGUGUCUCCAAUUUCACCACAAUGUACUUAAAUUCUGCAGUUAUUUCAUCAUUUGCUUCCUUGGCCAUCCCAACUUUCUUGGGCUCAUCCUUAUCGGUUGCCUCAUUAGGUGCAUCUGGUGCUAUAUUCAGUGUCUUCGGUGUUUUCUCUUACCUUUUCCCAGGUGCUCCAGUUGGUUUCUUUUUCAUUCCGAUCCCUGGUGGCUCUUGGACCUUGUUUCUUGGAACCACGGUUUGGAAUGCAGUAGGUACUGUCUUAAGAUGGGGUACUUUUGACUAUGCGGCCCAUCUUGGUGGUAGUAUCAUCGGUUUGGCCUAUGGUUAUUGGUACAAUAGAAAGAGAAAGGAACAGAUCAAUAGAAGACGUGUUGUUAGAGGCUUUUAG
Messenger RNA from Candida tropicalis MYA-3404, 984 nucleotides. RefSeq names its product rhomboid protease. The transcript has a single exon. Gene Ontology annotation, cellular component: membrane. NCBI's taxonomy places the organism in Eukaryota, Fungi, Ascomycota, Pichiomycetes, Serinales, Debaryomycetaceae. The coding region runs from base 1 to 984 and encodes 327 amino acids. The record is from RefSeq and is a predicted model, not a curated record. Gene Ontology annotation, molecular function: serine-type endopeptidase activity.